Pogona vitticeps (central bearded dragon) is the source of this 5711-nucleotide messenger RNA. NCBI's taxonomy places the organism in Eukaryota, Metazoa, Chordata, Lepidosauria, Squamata, Agamidae. The record is from RefSeq and is a predicted model, not a curated record.
GAACAUGAGUCUCUCUCCUACUGACCAUACUCCAGAUCUCUCCGAGGAACCUUUCUGUGUCUCUUUUCUCCAGCAUUUGAACCAGCUUCGCUGUGUUUCCAAGGUCUGUGACAGUAGCAGGGGCUGCUGGUAUCAGGAAUCUGGGGGGGAGCACCCCUCUCCUGCUCCCCUCCCUAUCUGUGAUGUAUGUGCCACAUGGGACAUGGCUUCUGAGAGUAGAAGCGAACUAGGAGGUUCCCCACAAUUCUUCUUGAGGUGACUUUCUUUUCUGCUGUUGGAAGCAGCUUCUGAACGUUCAAAACGUCUGGACUGUUCUUCUUCCUUUUGCCAAUGAAGUCUCUAAAUUUGUCCGAUUCAUAGCCACGAAGAUUUUAUGGCACACUGAGCAAAGAGAAAUCAAUGACCAUGUUUCAGCUUCUCCUGUGGUGGAAUCUCAAAGUCCUCUCCCUUUCUCUCUUGUUGAAAGCCACUGUUUCGUUGAACCCAGAUGACCCAAAUGUUUGCAGCCAUUGGGAAAGCUAUGCUGUGACUGUUCAGGAAUCGUAUGCGCACCCCUUUGAUCAGAUCUAUUACACGAGAUGUACAGAUAUCCUGAACUGGUUCAAGUGCACUCGACACAGAAUAAGUUAUAAGACGGCAUAUCGGAGGGGACUGAGAACCAUGUACCGUCGACGGUCCCAAUGCUGCCCAGGAUAUUACGAAAGUGGAGACUUCUGCAUCCCUCUUUGCACAGAAGAAUGUGUCCAUGGAAGAUGUGUUUCUCCUGAUACAUGUCAUUGUGAACCAGGAUGGGGAGGUCCAGACUGUUCCAGUGGCUGCGAUAGUGACCACUGGGGACCGCACUGCAGCAACCGUUGCCAGUGCCAAAACGACGCUCUUUGUAACCCCAUCACCGGCGCCUGUGUGUGUGCCGUUGGGUACAAAGGAUGGCGCUGCGAGGACUUGUGCGACCCAGGAAGCUACGGGAAAGGCUGCCAGCUGAAGUGUCAGUGUCACAACGGGGCAACCUGCAACCCUAAGACCGGGGAAUGUCACUGUGCUCCGGGUUACACCGGCGUUUUCUGUGAGGAACAGUGUCCUCCGGGCAGUCACGGAGCCCAGUGUGAACAGCGAUGCCCCUGCCAAAAUGGGGGGACCUGCCACCACAUCACUGGAGAGUGUACCUGCCCCCCAGGAUGGAUGGGCGUUGUGUGUGCUCAGCCAUGCCCAUCAGGAACGUAUGGGGUCAACUGCAGCCAGGAUUGUCCGUGUCAUAAUGGAGGACAGUGUGAUCAUGUGACGGGGGUAUGCCUGUGCACAGCAGGCUAUACGGGAGACAGGUGUCAAGAGGAGUGCCCUGUGGGAACGUUUGGCUUCCAAUGCACACAGAAGUGUGACUGUGAAAACCGAGCGAAGUGCUACCACGUUGAUGGGGCAUGCCUCUGUGACCCGGGCUUCAAAGGCCUUCAUUGUCAGGAGCGGAUGUGCCCGGAAGGAUAUUAUGGGCUAAAAUGCAACAGAAGAUGUCCUUGUCAUACUGCAAACACGGUCAGCUGCCACCCUCUGUCGGGAGAAUGCAACUGCGAGGCGGGCUGGGCAGGACUCUAUUGCAACGAAACCUGUCCUCCUGGAUACUACGGCGAGGGGUGCCAGUUUGCCUGCCGCUGCCAGAAUGGAGCAGAUUGUGACAGCAUUACAGGGCGGUGCACGUGUGGGCCAGGAUAUAUGGGUGACGACUGCUCCUUCGCUUGCGCAGCUGGGACCUAUGGAGUCAAUUGCUCAUUGAUUUGCAACUGCAGAAAUGAUGGCGCAUGUUCCCCAGUGGACGGCUCUUGCUUUUGCAGAGAAGGGUGGCAGGGGGUGGACUGUUCGAUCCCAUGUCCAAGUGGCACUUGGGGUCUCAACUGCAAUCAGACGUGUUCCUGUGCCAACGGAGCGGCCUGCAACCCUGUGGACGGCGUCUGCCUGUGCUCUCCUGGGUGGCAAGGGGAGUUCUGCGACCAGCCCUGCCCUGAUGGGACCUACGGCCUCAACUGUACUGAACGUUGUGACUGCAGCCAUGCUGAUGGGUGUGAUCCUGUCACGGGUUACUGCUGCUGUCUUGCAGGCUGGACAGGCAUCCACUGUGACAGUGUUUGUGCGCAGGGUCGCUGGGGGCCAAACUGCUCCAUCGCCUGCAACUGUGAAAAUGGAGGAUCCUGCUCCCCAGAGGAUGGGACCUGCGAGUGUGCACCAGGCUACCGAGGACCCAUGUGCCAGAGAAUCUGCCCGCCUGGCUUCUAUGGGCACCACUGCAGCCAGUCCUGCCCGCAGUGCAUCCAUAGCACUGUCCCCUGUCACCACAUCACGGGACACUGUGACUGCCUGCCUGGGUUUUUUGGCCUCCUUUGCAACCAAGUUUGUCCAACUGGAAGAUAUGGGAAGGACUGUGCAGAAAUGUGUUCAUGUAUGAACAAUGGGACGUGCAAUCCAAUUGACGGAUCUUGCCAGUGCUUCCCUGGAUGGAUAGGCAAGGACUGUUCCCAAACUUGUCCGGUCGGCUUCUGGGGUGCAGAUUGUUUCCAUUCGUGCAGUUGUCACAACGGGGCGACGUGCAGCCCUCACGACGGGGAAUGCAGAUGUACCCCCGGCUGGAGCGGACCCUACUGUACGCAGCGAUGUUCGCCUGCCUUUUAUGGAAAAAGCUGUGCCAAUGUCUGCCAGUGCCAGAAUGGAGCCGACUGUGACCACAUCACUGGGCAGUGCACCUGCCGGACGGGCUUUACAGGAAAACAGUGCGAGAUGAAGUGUCCACCCGGAACAUUUGGCUACGGUUGCCAGCAGUUGUGCGAAUGCAUGAAUAAUGCCACCUGCGACUAUGUCACAGGGACUUGUUACUGCAGCCCGGGUUUCAAAGGAAUCCGGUGUGAUCAAGCCGCUCUCAUGAUGGAAGAAUUAAAUCCCUAUACUAAAAUUAGUCCCGCUCUUGGAUCUGAGAGGCAUUCAGUGGGAGCAAUAAUUGGAAUUAUUAUCCUCCUGCUAAUUAUUAUGGUUUUGCUGGCACUGUUUGUGUGGUAUCGACGGAAGCAGAAGAAGGGCCACGACAUGCCAAGCGUCUCCUACACGCCCGCCAUGCGGAUGACAAACACCGAUUACUCACUCUCUGAUGUAUCUCAAGGUAGCUGCAGUGUACACUGUUUUUCCAAUCCAAGUUACCACACCUUGUCAUGUGGCGUGACAUCACGGUUCUUUCCCAAUACUCUGGAUGGGAACGUCUCCAGUAAGCUCAGUAACAAAAUCCUUGACAGAGAUUCUGCAGACUGGAGAGCGUACAGCUAUCUGAAUGAUCUAGGUGCUUGUGGAAUGAAUAGACGUCAGAACACAUACAUUAUGGAAAAAGGCUUCAAAGACUACGUGAAGGAAUCGGCCUGCAGCUCCAGCACCUGUUCCAUCAACAGCAGCGAGAACCCUUACGCCACCAUCAAGGACCCCCCCAUCUUGACAUGCAAACAUUCUGAGAGCAGCUACGUGGAAAUGAAAUCUCCUGUUCACCGGGACUCAUCCUACUCUGACACGCCAGCCUUGUCAACUGCUAACAAGAACAUCUAUGACAUUGAGCCCACCAUCAGUGUGGUCCAUGAGACCCGUCUCCGCAACGCUGGCUACAUCCAAAAUCCAUACGACCUGCCCAGAAACAGUCACAUCCCCUGUCACUAUGACAUUCUCCCUGUAAGACACAGCCCAACACACGGGACUCUUUGGGACAAGCAGUCUUAAAGGGCUGCGUCAUGUUCCCCCAUGACGACGCCCCUAUGAACACUGCUCUCUGAACAAGGAGAUGACAAUCCUUUUUGCUUUGUUUUGCUACAUGCUGGAGAAAAAAACAAACCCAAGACGGUCCACACAACAAACGUAAAGGGACACUCAUUUUGGGCCACCUUCCUUCUGCAUGAAACUCUUAUUUUACAAGACCGUUUUAUACAGAUCACAGGAAAACAAAGAAAACUAUGUAUAACUACGGGGGGAGAGAACCGGAAGCCAUUGGACUCGAGUCCACAAUAUUGGACAAAGUAUGUUUUCUUGACUUGAUUUUGCUUUUUACAUUGUUGGGAUGGGGGUGGACAGAUACAAAACUUCCUAGCUGCAAGCGUUUAUAGCUGCAUCUGUACUAUACUCUCACCUGCUUAAAGAGAUCAUUUACUUCUUAAAAACAGUGUUCAGAAAGAUGUUGGAAUAAGUUGCAUCGCCUCCUGUGGCUGCAAGGACACAUCCCUCGGCAAAGCCAGGGCAGACGCGCUUCCUUUGUGAACAUUGGCUAAAGUUGCUGCCCUCAUAGCUAGACUAUGUGGUUGAGCUACAUUGCGCUUCUCUGUGUUCAUUUUAUGUGCGUACCUGCUGCUUAGAAUCAUGCGUGGAAUUUGCGAGACUGAAGACCCAAAAGACGGGUGAUCUGAGAGGAUUGCAUGCUCUCCCAAUGUCUGCAGAAGCUUCGAAACAGCCGAGAGCUGUCGCGUGGCAGGUUUCAGGAAAAGCGGUACUUUGCCAAUCAUGCUUCUGUGCUUCCCUUGUGCAUUUCCUAAGAGCUGGUCUCCAUCAACCCAUUUUCAAGAGACAGAACUGAGCAGUCUAACCAGGUACCCAAAGACAGGAUUCCUCCUUAGAGCCCUUACGUAUGACCAGGCUUGCCUUCUGCUUUGCCCAUGCAGAUUAUAAUGCUUAGGCAAUCCUACAAUGCUUGUGUAGCCUGUAUCAUUAAAUGGCAAACCAUCUAGAGAGUGCUUUAAGCCCUAUGGUGGUGGUAUAUAAGCAGCACGCUUUGCUUUGCUUUGCUUGCUUCUGCUUCCUAAGAAAUGAAAAGGAGCUUUGCUGGACAGAGCUAAAGCACAACAGCCACAGCACAAAUAAAAGCUCCACAUGCUAUCUCCUAGGCUUAGCAUUCCUUGAAAAACUAAGACUUACAUGGACGGAGUGCUAAAGGCACCAACAUUUAUACCCACAAGUGAAGCUGGUGUGCAGCAAGCUUGGCAGUGAAGGCGGGGGGGGGGAUCGCUGGACCUCCAGAACUUUGGGACUUGAACCACCUGAAAGGCCAGCUAUGGGCUUGGUCGUGGUGGGCCUCCGCCACCUCUCUUCUAAAUAAGCCAGAGUCCCUGCUCGUUCAGCUAGCCAAGUUCAUUCCUACCCAACUCCACUCACCUGGUGCCUCCCACCUUGUGGGACACAACCCUACUGUGCUAGCAGGGGAGCAUGGAAGUUUUAGACAAACCUGCAUGGAGACCUGGCACGUUCUAGAAAAAGACUACAAUACCCAUUGUGCUAUUUGGGAAGGAAAGGAAGAAUCCAGCACACCUGGAGAGCAGCAGGUUGGAGAAGGCUGGUCAGCGCUGAACAGCAGGGUUUGAUGCAGCCUUGCUGGGAGCUGCCACCUGUGCUCUCCAAUACCCAAAGCAGCCGGUGGCUGCUGUCCUUACCUGUUAGAGCAAAAUCAGCCCCCUAUUAUUUCCAGAUGGCGUUUGGUUUGACGGGCUCUCUCUGGGCCAAGUGCUCAUUCUGCCUGUUAUUUGGGUUAUGCUGCAGCUUGUUCAAACACACUUUAGUAGUUUGAAACUCCAUUUGCCUUGUAGAUUUUUCUUGAGAAUGAUGAUUUAUUAGUAGUAAAAAAAAAUUGAAAGAGAUUUUAUUGUUAUUAAGCGAGUGCUAGGGUAGCCAAGAGGCUGUUUCUUAACUACUUUAAAACACUAAGGCACAUAGGA